AUGAAAUACUUUAUUGCCCUAUGCGCCCUGGCUGCCGUGGCUUCUGCCAACCCUCUGCCGCUAGUGCAGAUCAUCGUGAACAUCGACGCGGCCGAAAGCGCGAUUGGCGCCGCUCCUGCCGUCAUUGGAGAGAGCCCUGCUUUUGCUGACAUGCCCAUUAUCGACUUCGUACCUGCGGAUGAAGCGAGUUAUGACCCCUUGCCUCUGCCUGUGCCGCAGCCCACUCCUAUAGUGGUUGUGGAUGGCGAAGAUGCUAGUUACAACCCCCUGCCUCUGCCUAUGCCGCAGCCUACCCCCAUUGUGGUUCCGGAACCCGUUGUCUUACCUCAGCCUGUCUUGCCUGAGAUUGUUGUCCCUGAGCCGGUUGUUGUGGCUCCUGAGCCCAUCGUGAUACCAGAAACUGAGUCCGCUUCUAUUGCCAUCUCCCCCAUCGUUAACCAGCCUACUCCUAUUGAAGCUUAA
Molecule: messenger RNA, 462 nt
Organism: Cydia amplana
Lineage: Eukaryota; Metazoa; Arthropoda; Insecta; Lepidoptera; Tortricidae
Product: monocarboxylate transporter 8-like
Exons: 1
Coding region: 1-462 (153 amino acids)
Source: RefSeq, a predicted model, not a curated record